AGUGUGCUUUCUUUUGCAACACAGACCAACGCAGGUGGACAACAGAGAGUGGUGCUGAUGACGUAAAGGAAAGAAAUAUUCUGUGGUAAAGAAAACCUAAUUUUAGACGUUCAUAUUACCUCAAAGCACCAAGUGCUAUACUUCAAGAUUUACAGACAAAGCUGAGAGGCAUGGAGUCAAUAUUCAAAGAGGGGAUGCUGUUCCUCCAGGGGGUCAAGUUUGGAAAAAGAACAUGGCGGAAAAUAUGGGUGAUGCUUUUCAAACCCAGCUGCAAAGGGGUUGGGCGCUUGGAGCUUUAUACUGUACAGGACAACAGUCCUAUUACUGAUCAGAAGAAGACUUCUUGGCAGAAAACACCUGAGAGAAAGGUUGUGCGUCUAAGUGACUUCCUCAGUGUCUACCCUGCUCCAAAGGAAUCUUGCCCUCAUGGCUGCACAGCUUUUUACCUAAAAACCAUCCAAAGCAACUACACCCUGGCUUCAACCACAAGCGAGGACUGGCAAAGUGCCCUCUGUCUUCUGGCCUUUCAGAAGGAUCCUGGAGAAUCAGACAAAGGGGGUUUCGAGAAAGGGAAUGGUUUCACAAUGGAGGAAAACGACCUCUACUCAUCUUGGAAAGCAGAUGUGGCCCUUCCUCUAAAUCAGUACCAAGUGACCGUACAGAGCACAGAGGCAUCCAGGAGAUGCCAGCUGAAUGGGGUGUAUCUGGUAUCCCCAGAAAAAGAGGCUGUGUCACUGCUGUCCAUCAGUACUGGUCACAUUGUCUAUCGCUGGCGAUAUACAUUCCUACGGAAAUUUGGACAGCUUGAGGGUGGGUUCAGCAUUGAGGCUGGCCGUCGCUGUGAAUCAGGAGAAGGAGUCUUCAUCUUUUUGUCUAGGCAUGGCCCUCAGAUCUUCCAGGCUAUAUUAAAGCAGUGCACCACGGACAAGAAACCUCCUGUCCAGCAGCUCAGUGUCCACAGAAGAUCACUGUCUGACCAGUCUCCUGUUAUUCUCCCGACUAAAAGCAACCCACCUGCUGCUGGUUCUAAUGUCCAAAGUCCUGCAGAUUAUUUUGCUGACAAAGAGGAGGAGUCUAUGAAUCACUAUUCUACUAUUAAGGACACCACCAUGCCAAAACUAAAGCAGCUAUCUAUUUUAAAACCUUGUUUCUAUAACAGCAGGGAAUCUGUGGGAGAGGAAGAUGAUGAUGAACGCUGUCAUUCCCUGGAUUCUUUGAACCUGAAUGUCAUGGAGCAGAACAUUUAUUCCAACUAUAUGAGACCCACGCCUCCCUUAAACCCAAAAGAACAGAUCAAACCAGAGAUUGAAGAGUCAGAGUGCAUCUAUUCUGAAGUGAAAAUUAACAAUCCCCCUCCAAAUCCCCGGCUGCCCUUCUCCUUUCCCCUUCCUCAGCCUGUACCCCCUCCCCCUCCUCCUCUGACUCCUCCUCCCUGCCCUUCUCCCCAAACCAUUCCCCUCGUCCUUCCCAAGCUCCAUUACCAGCGUCAGUCCCCCGUGAACAUCCAGCCAGGCUACAAUGCACAGGCGCAACCAGUGGAUGACAUGAAGGAGACAGAGGAGGCCAUCGGCUGCUCCAGCCACGUUGCCCCCUCAGAGGCCCCCGGCAGUUUUAAACACAGGCUGGCAGAAAUAAUUUCCAAGGACCUGGCAAAGUUCCAGCCCCUCCUCCCCCCUGGAGCAGGCAGCCCCACAUUUUCUCAAUAGGCUAUUACUUAACAGGCAGCCUAGAAGGAGCAGUUUUAACUAUGAUGAACUGUAUCAAAGCCUAAUUAGUUUCUUUAUUCCUUUAAAAUUCCUUUCACUGGGCGCAUUAGGCAUCACAUCUUGGCUUGAAGCUUUUUGGAUGUGUAUCUGCAGUGAUACAAUCUAACCAGUACAAUCAAGGACUGUGCCUCUUUUCAGUUUUCAUGAAUUGUACACUUUACUUAUAUUUUGUGACAGCCUCUUUGUAGAAUCAAAUUGUUGCUGCAAAAUAGGUUGAAUUUGUCUUUUUUUGGACUUACCUCAAAAUGAACCCCACCUUUACUUAAUGCAAGAUUAGAAGUACUUGCAUGCCACUGCAUCACUAAUCCUACUGAAUAAUAUUAUUUCAUGAUAGUAUAUUGUUUUGAAAUGUUUCAUUCAGCAUAAUGAAUACUUUGACUAUAUUUAUAUGCUUACUUAGUAUGAAUGCAAGAUUGUUGUUUCUGAUGACACUGGUGCUGCUGCUUUUAUCAAGCAUCUCUUUCCUCUUUAUAUAUCUGCAGCCUAUUUAUAGCCUACACACAUAUUAUCCCUAGACUGUUUUUUUUAUAGAGAGGAUUCAAUAUGUGCUUUUCUUCACAGCUGUAAUGUUGAAAAAGCAGGAUACUCAAUGUGACACCACUGUGAGUUGAUAAACCAAAUUAAAAUCUG
Messenger RNA from Notolabrus celidotus (New Zealand spotty), 2396 nucleotides. It is a transcript of the gene dok3, whose product is annotated as docking protein 3. The coding region runs from base 171 to 1706 and encodes 511 amino acids. The record is from RefSeq and is a predicted model, not a curated record. Gene Ontology annotation, cellular component: cytoplasm. The transcript is spliced from 5 exons. Gene Ontology annotation, biological process: cell surface receptor protein tyrosine kinase signaling pathway; positive regulation of MAPK cascade. Lineage: Eukaryota; Metazoa; Chordata; Actinopteri; Labriformes; Labridae.